Messenger RNA from Caenorhabditis briggsae, 426 nucleotides. The coding region runs from base 1 to 426 and encodes 141 amino acids. Gene Ontology annotation, molecular function: protein kinase activity; ATP binding. The record is from RefSeq and is a predicted model, not a curated record. The transcript is spliced from 2 exons. Lineage: Eukaryota; Metazoa; Nematoda; Chromadorea; Rhabditida; Rhabditidae. Gene Ontology annotation, biological process: protein phosphorylation.
AUGUGGUCAAUGGGAAUUCUUGUCUGGGAAAUAUUUUCAAACGCAGCUCGACCGUACAGUCAUGUUGCUAAUGAUGGUGUUACGGCUUUGGUCCAAGCUGGAAAGUACCCGGAUAUUCCAAAACUUGCUGGAGAGUUCAUGACGAAAAUCAUGAAACAACUUUUCAAAUUGAAUCCGUCGGAACGGUUGAAUGCUCAAAUGUUUUAUAAUGAGAUUCACACACAUUGCAAAGACAACAAGUACUUGUCCCUUGAAAAACUGACGACAAUCAACAAGAUCGAAGGAGUUCAUCGUGAUCGCCUCGAACAUUGGGAUGGAUAUGUUCCUCACGUUGUCGUUUACGACAAAAAUGGAAAGGAAAAAGAUUGGGAGGAUGCUCCAGCAGAGAUGUUGGCCAAUGUGUUUUGGAGAGAGAAGGCGACCUAA